This is a messenger RNA of Darwinula stevensoni, 1415 nucleotides long. NCBI's taxonomy places the organism in Eukaryota, Metazoa, Arthropoda, Ostracoda, Podocopida, Darwinulidae. The record is from the annotation of a GenBank genome assembly.
AUGGAUGAUGAGGCGCAACUACAACUCGUGGAAGCUGAUCACCGCAUGACCACUCGCGAGGUGGCCGCCGUCCUCGGGUUGGAUCUCGUCGUUUUCACCCUCGGGAGUCCGUCUCCUUGUGAGGAAUACGAGGAUCGGGUCUCGAUUCAUAAUGGGGUCGGGAUCCCGAUUAAUAUAUGGGCGGAGAUCUCACACCGGAGAGGAAGUCAUUCAUCCUCCAGAGAUGAUAGAGGACUCCAAUACGCGGGGACGUUUUACGCGUCCUCAAGGAAAAUUUCACUCCUCUUGAAGAUGCAGGAAUAUUUUACCCUUCUAUCCCUUUUCAUCAUUCAUCAUUCUGUUCCUGGAACAAACGGGCAAACUCCUUGUCCCGAUCCUAACGAAAUCCUUCCCUGCACUUGCUCCCAUGACGCAAGCCUCGGCACCGUGAUUGUGGACUGUUCGGGGGCGAUCUCGAGUGACGACAUCUACACCGCCUUCAACGACGCUACCUGGCCCUUCCCGAAACUCACAGGUUUUCGGAUGGUAAACAACGAGGGAGUCCGAGUCCUGCCUGCUGGAGCUUUCGGCGAUAUCACGUUCGAAGAAAUUUACAUCCACCAUACCUCCUUGGGCAGCAUCCACACCGAGGCCUUGCUGCCUUCGAAGGAUCGACUGGGGACGUUGGAAGUCAGCGACAGCCUCCUGGAGGAUUUCCCUUGGGAGAGCCUCCCGGAGCUUACCGGUCUCAAGAAUCUCUACCUCCAUGGAAAUUCUUUCACCAGUUUGCCGCCGCUUGUAAGUGCAAGUCUCGAGGACUUCCGCAUCUUCACAAACGAAAUAGCCCAGCUUGAGGUUGGAUGGUCUCUUCCAAAUCUGACGAUUCUCGAUUUGGGUUUUAAUCUCAUCUCGGAGUUCCCGGCUGGAUUCCUUAACGACUCGGAGAACUUUCAACAAUUUUUUUGCUACUACUGUUCCUUCGGACCAACAUUGUCGGCCAAUUCUUUGGAAUUCCACAGUGCAACCAUACAGUUUAUUGAAUUAGAGGGCAAUUCCAUCUCAACUCUUGAGGCGGAUGCAAUCACAGGUUUCCAGUCAGACACAGUAAUAAAUUUCGAUUUCAAUGACAUACGGGAAUUGACGGAGGAAUCCUUCCGCCCCAUGCUGGAGGUGCUAUCACAGGGAGAUGGACACAUCUUUUUGAUAGGUAACCCCGUCGUGUGUGAUUGCAGUAUGGCCUGGGUGGUGCUGAAUCCCGACUUCCUGGUAGAUGUGCAGGGUCACUGCACCGACGGAACUGAUUUUCAAGACCUGGAUCCGAGCAUUUUUCAAGACUUUUGCAUUAGGAGAGAUCCUCCUACGGCCGGAGAGUAUUCCACUUGGAUCAAUUCCGGAAUUCCAACAAUAAAUGGACCUUGAGUCCCUGAAAUCCAGAA